GUGUCAAUCGCAAAUCGGGAUUGUAUACUGAACUUAUGAGAUUCAAUUCAAAAUGGAAGUCAAAAGUUUCGUAGCAUUUUGUGUAUUCCUUUUAGGGAUAGAUGGGACAGUGGGUGAUGUGAAAAGUAGUUUAACUUUCGUUAUAGAUGAUACUGCCUCGAUGAGUGAUGAUAUAGAACAAGUGAAAAUAGGUGCGAAUGCAAUAUUUGAUACUGUGACUGGGUCAAAUUUUUCGCAAAUUGAUGAUUUUGUGCUAGUGACUUUUAACGACCCUGCUAGUUUAACUCAACUUCGUACCAGGACGAAAACCAGAAAUAAUUUCAAAAGCACUUUAAGCUCAAUCAAUGUGGAUGGUGGUGGUGAUUGUCCCGAGUCGGCCAUGUCUGGAAUCAAAAUGGGUCUCCAGAACAGCCGAGAGGGGUCUUCCAUAUAUGUGUUUACUGACGCCUCGGCUAAUGAUUACAAAUAUUAUGAUGAAGUUGAAGCUCUUAGUCAGAAAAUGGGAUGUCAGAUUGUUUUUGUACUAACCGGUUAUUGUUCGGAGUCGGACAAGAAGUCGAAAGGAUACUUGGUUUAUAAAGACCUCGCCAAUGCUACCAACGGACAAGUGUUUCAUUUAGAAAGAAAAAGUGAAAUCGGAGAGAUUCUGAAGUAUGUGCAAAAAACUAUAGAGAGCCGACAUAACGUCCUGAAAAGUAAAGAUUUUUCUCCUGGCUACGGACAUACAUUUGACAUUCCAGUGGACGCGGAUACGAAGGAAUUAGUGAUUGCGGUAUCAGGGAAGAACCCUGCGGUCAGCGUGACGGAUUCCGGAGGCACUAAGUGGCCUACUACUGAUAUCACCAGGCUGAGCGAAAUUGCCGUGGUGAAAGUAGUAGACGUGAAACCCGAUGUGUAUACGGUGGAGGUCGGUAGUGAGGACGAAACGCAUGUGGUCGUGUCUGGAUCCACCACGGUGCACUUCCAACAUGGCUUCUCCACUGUCAGGCCUUCGAACAUCAAGGAGACUGUCACCAGGCCUGUGCCAGGAGUACCGUCUCACCUCUCGAUAAAAUUAUCUUCUGAAGGAAACGUCGUAUUAGACACAGUUCAGAUACUGGAUAUGAACGAUAAAGUGAUGUCGACGACAAAGCUGACUCUUGUCGAUAAAACCGAACAAUUUUAUACCACCGAGAAGAUGGACCCGCCAGAUCAUAUGUUCAAAGUUGCGAUAAACGGAUACGAUGUCAAUAACAAAGCAUAUAUAACGAGAAUCAGUUUGACCCCCAUCAAGCCGCAAAAAAUUGAAGCUACUCGUAUUGUGGAGACGAAGGCUCCAUCUGUUGAGUGCAAGAGCAUCGUGAACGCUGCAUACGAAAAGCCACUGCAGCUGAAGUGCAAAGUCAGCGGCUACCCGAAGCCGGUCGUUAUUUGGGAGUCUGAUGACAAAUCUGCUGUUCUCGAGCAUUCUGAAUACACCAUGGAAUUCCCGUACGAUUACAUCAGUGUACUGGAAAUAAGUAAAGUAACAAAAAAUGGAACUUAUACCUGCAAGGCUGUGAACAGUGUGGGCAGCGAUGAAGGAAGAACCACUAUUCAAACUAAAUUAAAGAGCUUCUUCAAAGUCGUGGCUUUUCCUAAAGAUAUUAGCGUGGAAUACCAGAAAUCAGUGACAAUCCCCUGCAAAGUUAACGCCUACCCACCAGCAAGAGCAUUUUGGUAUAAAGACCACAAGCCGUUGAAACCGGAUGGAAACCUGGUACUGUCUGGAGAUGGGUCUACCCUCACGAUCCGGUCUAUGGAACCGUCAUUGGCCGACAAUUACAGAUGUGAGCUGAGGAAUGCCAGGAAAAAGAACAAAUACCCGUUUAGAGUGGAUAUUAGUGGAGUUGAAGAGCCAGAAAUAAGUAAGGAAGUUAGUAAAAUGGAGGCUUUGCAAGGUUCCUCGGUCGACAUUCGAUGCCAGGUACUCAAAGGCCAGCCAAAACCAAGGAUGCACUGGUACUACAAGAGUGCUGACGCUAUUGUCUACACACCCAUUGAUGAGGCCUCGGACACCAUACAUUUGCACAGCGUCGACGCAACCCACACAGGAUCGUACAGGUGUAUGGCUGAUAAUGUCAUGAAUUGGGACUCCCAUGAGAUCGAUUUGGUUGUGGAAUAUGAACCAUGGAUAUCAAGGCCACGUGUGACAUUAUUGACAACGAACCUCGGGGAGCCUGUGACGUUAACUUGUCUUGCUGCUGGAGAGCCGGCACCAAGCAUCGUGUGGAGACUCAACGGUGUGCCUAUACCGAGCACUGCUAGAUACAGUAUUUUCGCGGAUGGGACGCUUAGGUUUUUAGCUACUUCGUCAGAUGAGGGGGAAUACGAAUGUAAAGCGAGCAAUAAACGUGGAGUAGACAGCAUCAAAUACAAGUUAAAUGUUUAUGUUCCAGUCGAUAUUGAGUCUCCCAAGAACAGUUUCCUGGAACAGAUGGAGGGGUCUACAGUAACUUUGCCGUGCAGAGCGGACGGGGCUCCCAAGCCGAGCAUAACUUGGAUCCACCGCAGCAGAGACCCUGAAGUCAGACCCAGCCGAUUAGAGCCAAGCGACAGUACAGGAAGGUUACAGUUUGACAGGAUACUGUUGAGACAGGGUGGCGAAUACACCUGCGUGGCUUCCAACUCCAGAGGCUCCAAGAAUAUUACGUACGAGGUGGAAGUGCUAGCACCGCCUAAAAUUUACUACACGGCAAAAGAGUUCGAAGGAGUAGUAGGCGAUAUGCAGCUUAUGAUUCCCUGCAACGCCACCGGAAACCCGAAACCGGACAUAACUUGGGAGAUGGGACCGUACCAUAUUGCUUCAGGUUCCAAAUGGUUUGAUAUCAGUGCAGAAGGCAGUCUUAUUAUUAAGAAUGUUGACAAAGCGUCUAGCAAGUUCUACACAUGUAAAGCUUCCAACGAUUUUGGACAAACACAAGAAGAUUUUAAUGUUGUAGUUGAUGAAUUUCCAGAACCAGGAUUACUUUCUAACGAAUUCAAGCUGAAAGAAGGAGAAUCAGCCAAUAUCCCGUGUAGUGUUCCGCAUAAGAAAACUGACAGAGUAUUAUGGUUUAAGGACGGUAAACUUCUGCCUUCAUCCGACCUAAUCCUGCACGAUGUGAUUGAGUCAGACUCAGGAACUUACACCUGUCGGGUCAGUUCCGUGGACCGACCAGCUCAGAGCGGCUCCACCAGGGUUGAAGUUGGCAUCGAACCACGCUUCGACUAUCCUGAUGAUGAGAAGAACAUCGCCUACAAGUACGGAGAAGUUGCCACCAUGGACUGUACGGCUUCUGGAGUUCCGGAACCGGAGGUAAAAUGGUACCACGAUGACAGAGAGAUAAGACUGAAAGAGUUUAGAUAUGACUUGGAAAUGUAUAGCGAUAAAGACAAGGGUCGCUACACUUGCACCGUCAGCAACUCACAUGGGACAAUUAAGCAAGAAUUUGUUAUUUCAUCAUUUGAAUGCCUUUUGGAUGUAACAUAUUUUGAUAAAAACAGUCCCUUAAUGUUAACGCCCUAUAAUAAGGUGCCUAGUUUUAAAACCAGUGGCGUCUACAUGCGUAUACCUAAAGACGAAACCAUCAAGUUGGUAUGCCCUUCGUACUUCCGCACGACCCGUUUAAGAGAAAUGGCCCUCACUUGCGAAAAUGGACAACAAUUUAUACACGAGUCGACUGGUAGACGCUACGCUUACUCAGACCUUAAAUGCAGAGAGAUGUGGCAGCCAAGAGUUAAAAGAACGAAGCGACAAUGUGCAAAGAGAAAUGCGGAAAUUUUAAACAUUGGUUUUGAGACAAGAGAAACGUUUCAAACAGUUUACGAAGUGUGCCUUGACAAGAAAUCAGAGAAUCCUAUUUAUACAAAACUUAAUAUGCAACCAUCGCUAGCUAAUUUUGUAACUAAUAACGAUACUGCUUGGUUUAACUAUGGUUCUCCAGUGGACUUGGACGGUUUGUACGAUUGUGCUAGUCAAAACGCGGAGACUUCAGCGAUUUUGAACAAGGAGUUUAGAAGUGACGGGUGUUGUUUUGCGAAGAGAAUGUUGGUGAAUCCCUCGGACGUUGCUCCUGGGUUGCAGAGCGCUACAUUCACCCAUCUGAAUGUCGCGCCACAUUGGGGCACUUGUAACUCUAAGAACUGGGAGGAAGUAGAGCGCCGAGUCAGAAAGCUGGUAUUGUCUGCGGACCGGACGCUACAAGUGUUCACCGGUUCAGCUGAUGACCUUGAGCUACCCGACGCCUACUCCAGACCGAAGAGUGUGAUUCUUCACAGUAGAGGAAACGAUGUCCAAGUUCCGAGGUAUUUGUGGAAGGUAGUCCAAGACCCGACCACCAAGAGUUCGUUAGCCAUCGUUCAAGUGAACGUGCCUGACCUGAAGCUAUCGGAGGCUCGUAGCUACCAGCUCUGCAAUGAUGUCUGCAAAGACGCUGAGUGGAUGCAGUACAGACACUGGCGCAACGUUCACCACGGUUUCACAUAUUGCUGUAGCUUGGCCGACUUCGAGCGAGCGUUCCGAUACCAAGGCGCGUUCCCAGACUACAAGAACUUGCUUCUAGAAGUUUCUGAACUGCCCGAUGACCAUUAUUUACACGCUGCGUGAGAUUUUUUAGUAUUACUUAAUUAUGCGAUCUGUGAUGUGAUGUCUGCUGUUUGAUGAAAUAAAUGAAUUUCAAAAU
Leguminivora glycinivorella is the source of this 4682-nucleotide messenger RNA. RefSeq names its product hemicentin-2-like. NCBI's taxonomy places the organism in Eukaryota, Metazoa, Arthropoda, Insecta, Lepidoptera, Tortricidae. Gene Ontology annotation, molecular function: hydrolase activity; cell adhesion molecule binding; metal ion binding. The record is from RefSeq and is a predicted model, not a curated record. Gene Ontology annotation, biological process: cell-cell adhesion. Bases 53 to 4606 code for a protein of 1517 amino acids. Gene Ontology annotation, cellular component: cell-cell junction. The transcript is spliced from 26 exons.